Papaver somniferum (opium poppy) is the source of this 4110-nucleotide messenger RNA. RefSeq names its product ABC transporter B family member 15-like. NCBI's taxonomy places the organism in Eukaryota, Viridiplantae, Streptophyta, Magnoliopsida, Ranunculales, Papaveraceae. The transcript has 7 exons. Bases 212 to 4009 code for a protein of 1265 amino acids. The record is from RefSeq and is a predicted model, not a curated record. Gene Ontology annotation, molecular function: ATP hydrolysis activity; ABC-type transporter activity; ATP binding. Gene Ontology annotation, cellular component: membrane. Gene Ontology annotation, biological process: transmembrane transport.
AUUUUAAAUUUAUGUAUAUAAAGGGCUAAGGGCAGUUGAAGAACACGUACAAACAAUAUUAAUAGAAAUAAUUCUGACACUAAUUGGGAGCAUCAGUGAUCAGCAUACAUCUAUAUCUAUCUAUAUAUGCAGAUGCCCAUUGCAUCUUCUUCCUCAGAAAGCCAAAACACACAACUAGCUCUCUAUAGCUAGAAGAAUUCGAUCUUACACAAUGGAAGAUGAUGAUAAUAAUAAGGUGGUUGAUGUCGCUGGAAAAGCAGGGAAUAAUAAAGAGAAGAAGAUUAAAACAGGAUCGAUUGGAACAAUAUUUAUGCAUGCAGAUGGUAUAGAUAUAUGUUUAAUGGUUCUUGGUUUUCUUGGAGCUGUUGGUGAUGGAUUUGGUACACCAGUCAUGUUAUAUAUAACAAGUAAAAUUAUGAAUAAUCUUGGUUCUGUUGGUCCGUCUGAUAUUAACGAUCCUAAUCAAGUCUUUCUUAAGAAUAUCACCAAGAAUUCAAUUGGUCUUUUAUACCUUGCCGUUGCCAAUUGGUUUGUUUGUUUCUUGGAGGGAUAUUGCUGGUCAAGAACCGGAGAAAGACAAGCAACAAGAAUGAGAGCAAGAUAUCUAAAAGCAGUUCUCAGACAAGAUGUGGGCUACUUUGAUCUACAAGUAUCUAGCACUUCAGAAGUUGUCACCAGUGUUUCCAACGAUUGUCUUGUCAUCCAAGAUGUUCUCAGCGAGAAGGUACCAAAUUUCUUGAUGAAUGUGGCAAUGUUCACUGGAUGUUACUUGGCAGCGUUUUUGCUAAUGUGGAGACUGGCAUUAGUAGGAUUUCCUUUUGUUUUACUGUUGGUGAUACCAGGUUUGGUGUAUGGGAAGAUAUUACUGGGAUUAACAAGAAAGAUUAGAGAGGAAUAUAAUAAAGCUGGUACACUGGUGGAACAGGCUAUCUCUUCGAUCAGAACUGUUUAUUCAUUUGUUGGUGAGCAGAAAACAAUGGAUGAAUUUUCAGAUGCACUCAAUGGUUCAGUGAAGUUGGGGUUGAAGCAAGGUUUAGCCAAAGGUGUUGCAAUUGGAAGUAAUGGAGUUAGUUUUGCUGUUUGGGCUUUUAUGUCUUGGUAUGGAAGUAAAUUGGUUAUGUACCAUGGUGGUGAAGGCGGUACUGUUUUUGCUGUUGGUGCUGCAAUUGCCAUUGGAGGACUGUCCCUAGGAGCUGGACUACCAAAUUUGAAGUACUUCUUUGAAGCAGUAUCAGCAGGAGAAAGGAUGAUGGAAGUAAUAAAAAGAGUACCAGAAAUAGAUUCAGAUAACAUGGGAGGUGAAAUUCUGGAAACAGUUUCCGGAGACGUCGAAUUCAAGAAUGUGAAAUUUGCAUACCCAUCCAGAAAGGAGACUUCAAUCUUUCAAGAUUUCUGUUUAACAGUUCCUGCUGGGAAAACAGUAGCUUUAGUAGGAGGCAGUGGUUCAGGAAAAUCUACUGUAAUUGCGUUGUUGGAAAGGUUUUAUGAUCCUCUUGGUGGUGAAAUUUUACUUGAUGGUUUUCCCAUUGAUAAACUUCAACUCAAAUGGUUAAGAUCCCAAAUGGGUUUAGUUAGUCAGGAACCAGCUUUAUUCGCCACAACUAUUACCGAGAAUAUACUUUUCGGAAAGGAAGAUGCUACUAUGGAUGAAGUCAUUGCUGCUUCAAAGGCUGCAAAUGCUCACAACUUCAUCUCUCAACUGCCAAAAGGUUAUGAUACUCAGGUCGGAGAAAGAGGGGUGCAAAUGUCUGGAGGGCAAAAACAAAGAAUUGCAAUAGCAAGAGCUAUAAUAAAAUCCCCAAAAAUUCUCUUAUUAGACGAGGCAACCAGCGCGUUAGACUCCGAAUCCGAGAGAGUUGUGCAAGAAGCGCUGGAUAAAGCAGCACUCGGUCGAACUACAAUCGUAAUUGCGCAUCGCCUCUCUACGAUACAUAAUGCAGACAUUAUAGCUGUUGUGCAAAAUGGAAAAAUUGCCGAAACCGGGUCGCAUUACGAGUUAAUCGAAGAUGACAAUGGGUUAUAUACUUCACUUGUUAGGCUUCAGCAGACAGAAGAAGCAACGAUAGAAGAUAGACAAAGAAGCUCACAAUCAUCAUCACACAUUACAGACAAGGAUAGUCAUGUUGGCUACAGCAGCAGUAGUAGAAGAAGCAGCAGCUCUUCCAAUAGAGUAAGUCGAUCCAACUCCGCUAAAGGUGAUAACGACGACGGCGAUGAUUAUGAGAUAAAAGAAAGGAAGGAACGUGAGUUCUCCGUACCAUCAUUUAAGAGAUUGUUGCUGUUGAAUUUACCAGAGUGGAGACAAGGGAUUGUCGGGUUAACGAGUGCGGUUCUAUUCGGUGCUGUUCAACCUGUUUACUCGUUCGUCAUGGGGAGUAUGAUUUCGGUUUAUUUUCUGAUUGAUUUCGAUGAGAUCAAGUCAAAAACAAGGAUUUACGCUUUGUUCUUCGUCGCAUUGUCCAUUUUCUCGUUGAUUAUUAAUAUCUGUCAGCAUUAUAGUUUUGCUGCCAUGGGUGAGUACUUAACAAAGAGGAUCCGAGAGAGAAUGUUGUCCAAAAUUCUGACCUUUGAAGUUGGUUGGUUCGAUCAAGACGAAAAUUCUAGCGGCGCUAUUUGCUCCAGACUUGCCAAGGAUGCUAGCGUGGUGAGAUCAUUAGUCGGUGACAGGAUGGCACUUCUGGUGCAAGCCUUUUCUGCUGUCAUCAUUGCUUGCACAAUGGGUUUGGUCAUUGCAUGGAAGUUAGCUAUUGUGAUGAUUGCUGUCCAGCCACUGAUCAUUGUGUGCUUCUACUUGCGUCGUGUCCUACUAAAAGCCAUGUCUGGAAAAGCCAUUAAAUCACAAGACGAAAGCAGCAAACUCGCGGGAGAAGCCGUUUCCAAUCUCCGCACAGUCAGUGCCUUCUCUUCCCAAUCUCGAAUUCUCGAAAUGUUCGAUCGAGCACAAGAUGGCCCGAGAAGAGAAAGCAUUCGGCAAUCAUGGUUCGCCGGGAUCGGUCUCGGUACAUCUAUGACACUAAUGACUUGCACUUGGGCACUGGAUUUUUGGUAUGGUGGGAAACUAGUUUCUGAGGGUGAUAUUUCAGCCAAAGCUCUUUUCCAGACCUUUUUUAUCUUAAUCAGUACAGGCAGGGUCAUAGCUGAUGCUGGCAGUAUGACAACUGACAUUGCUAAAGGAUCCGACGCUGUAGGAUCCGUUUUCGCAGUACUUGACCGUUACACUCAAAUCGAGCCUGAAGACCCAGAGGGUAACCAACCGGAGAAUUUAUCCGGGCACGUAGAGAUCCGAGAUGUUCAUUUUGCUUACCCUGCAAGACCAGAUGUUAUGAUUUUCAAAGGCUUCAGUAUCAACAUUGAAGCCGGUAAAUCAACUGCAUUAGUAGGCCAAAGUGGUUCCGGGAAAUCAACCAUCAUCGGGUUGAUUGAGAGAUUCUACGACCCGUUGAAAGGAUCGGUGCGAAUUGAUGGCCGAGACAUAAGAACAUAUCAUCUCAGAUGUCUGAGGAAAUACAUUGCACUGGUAAGUCAAGAACCAACUCUAUUCGGAGGUACGAUCAGGGAAAACAUCACAUACGGAUCGUCAGGUAAAGUCGAGGAAACGGAGAUUGUAGAAGCGGCACGCGCAGCAAAUGCUCAUGAUUUCAUCGCAGGAUUACAAGAUGGGUAUGAUACAUGGUGCGGAGACAGAGGACUACAACUGUCGGGAGGACAAAAGCAAAGAAUUGCAAUAGCUCGUGCGAUACUAAAGAAUCCUGCAGUUUUGCUGUUAGAUGAAGCUACAAGUGCACUUGAUAGUCAGUCCGAGAAAGUUGUGCAAGAUGCAUUAGAAAGAGUAAUGGUUGGUCGGACGAGUGUUGUCGUAGCUCAUCGAUUAAGUACCAUUCAAAAUUGUGAUCAAAUUGCUGUACUGGAGAAAGGCACGGUUGUGGAACAAGGAACACACUCUUCUCUUUUAAGUAAGGGUGAAAAUGGAGCUUAUUUUGCUCUUGUUAAUCUACAACGAACCAAAUAGGAAUAAAUAAACAAGCAGUGUACUAUAUGUUUUCAUCUAUUUGAUUCUCUUUUUUGUGUACUCACUUCGUUUCAGGAAAAGUGAUAUUUUCACUAUUUCAA